Messenger RNA from Plasmodium fragile, 1122 nucleotides. RefSeq lists its product as uncharacterized. The transcript is spliced from 4 exons. The coding region runs from base 1 to 1122 and encodes 373 amino acids. The record is from RefSeq and is a predicted model, not a curated record. NCBI's taxonomy places the organism in Eukaryota, Apicomplexa, Aconoidasida, Haemosporida, Plasmodiidae.
AUGAAGCAGGAGGUCAACGAGGGAAACAAAGAAGAAGAAAGCGCCAAAGGCAGUAGCGAAAAUAAUGACACUCUUUAUAAUGAAUUAUUUUGUCUCAUUUGUGCGGACAAGGAUAUUGUUAAAAGGGAGGCUUUUAAAAUUCUGUUAAGUCUGAUCGACAAUGAGUCUAUGGUGGCAUACAUACACAAGAACGAAAAGAAAUGUUUGAAGAUUUUAAUUUCUGCACUCAACUCCAAUUACGAGCUCGUAGCUCUCCAGUGUUUGGUGAACCUGUCCGCACACAUGCCCAAAGAACUGAUUCAGAGGAACCUGAUUGAAAUUGUGUUCGACAUACUGAAGGACGAACAGGAGACCGAGGCGAAAGGCCACACGGAGCUGUACAUUAUGCUCGUGGCUAACCUCUCCAGGGAAAAGGAAGGCAUAUAUAAAAUUUUGGACAUUCCCGAGGAGAAGCAGGAGAAGCAGCAGACGGAGGAGCAGUUAGCGGUGAGCUACUACCUCAACAAGCUACUCCACCUGUUCUCCAAGCCCAUUGUAACAUCCUCAAUUAACAAGCAAGUCACAGACAAGUACUUUUUCAUUGUUCAUGUGUUAAUUAACGUAUCAUCUGUUAAAGAGUGCGCUCAUUUUUUCAAAAGCGUUUUUCUGUUGAAUAUGUUGAGCAACCAGAUGCUUCAGGAGGAGAGGUGCGCCGCCGUGCUUCAAUGCGUAUUAAAUCUUUGUGUGAGUGAAAUUCUUCAUCCUUAUAUCUUUCAUGAAGACUGCCUUCUAAUACCUCGUAUCCUUUCCCUUGUGUAUACGCGUGAAAAGGGUGGCGAAAUGUUAACGCACUCUUCCGUCGACACUAACCAAAAAGGGACAAACAAGGGUCUAGUGCAUCAUCACAUUUUGAACAUGUCAACAGUGCUCACCACCUCCAUGGAUAUAAAAAAUAGAGUCAUGAUUCUUCUGCGUAAUUUAUUUACGCGAGACGUUGCCAGGGAAAAGCUCCGCAGCUAUGGAAUAGAACACGUCUUAAGGAACUGGCUGCUGCAUGAGAAGAACACAGACAUCACAAGCGACGUCACCCACCUGGUCGACAUGUACACGGAGAUAACUCCGGGCUGCGUUUACAUCGGGUGA